Molecule: messenger RNA, 2363 nt
Organism: Mesocricetus auratus (golden hamster)
Lineage: Eukaryota; Metazoa; Chordata; Mammalia; Rodentia; Cricetidae
Gene: Snip1
Product: Smad nuclear interacting protein 1
Exons: 4
Coding region: 80-1243 (387 amino acids)
Biological process (GO): miRNA processing
Cellular component (GO): nucleus
Molecular function (GO): protein binding; mRNA binding
Source: RefSeq, a predicted model, not a curated record
GUGCAAAGGUCGGCCCGUCACUUCCUUCGGCUCGAGUGGAUAAACGGACCGUGCAAGUGGCUCUCAGCCAGACCGCAGGAUGAAGGCCGGGAAGAGCGAGCGGGAGCGAAGCGGCCGGCGGCGACACCGGGCCGACGAUGCGUUGGCGACCGUGGUGGUGAAGCAGGAGCGUCUGAGCCCCGAACCUAUCGCGCACCGGCGGCCCGACGCCCCAGCCGCUAGCCCGUCCCCGCCCGCCGCUGAGCCUGGCCGCGCUAACCACCGUGGGAGUCGAGCCCGGGGAGAGAGCCGGUCCCCAGCCAAAAAGAAAAUCAAGUCCUCGGGGAGAAGAAGCAAGUCUCCUCGAACUAAGAGAAGCCGGAGUCCCCACUACUCCACCGUCAAAGUGAAGCAGGAACGUGAGGAGCAUCCACGGAGAGGGCGAGAGGAUCGGCAGCACCGUGAGCCAUCAGAACAGGAGCAAAGGAGAGCUCGUAACAGUGAGCGAGACCGGCACCGGGGCCAUUCCCGCCAGAAGAGGAGCUCUGAUGAGAGGCCUGGCAGUGGGCAGGGUCUGGACAGAGACAGCCAGAUUCUGCAAGCCCAGGAAGAAGAAAGGGACUUUCAUAAUGCCAGGCGCCGGGAGCAUCGCCAGCAGAAUGAAGGUGCUGGUGGUGAUGCUCAGGAGGUGAUCCCUCGCCCAGCUGGUAGCAGAGGCAAAGAAGUGCCUGUUAAAGAAAAACCAAGCUUUGAACUCUCUGGGGCACUGCUUGAGGACACCAAUACCUUCCGGGGUGUGGUUAUUAAGUACAGCGAGCCCCCAGAAGCCCGGAUCCCCAAAAAACGGUGGCGCCUGUACCCCUUUAAAAAUGAUGAGGUACUUCCAGUCAUGUACAUCCAUCGGCAGAGUGCUUACCUUCUCGGCCGACAUCGCCGCAUCGCUGACAUUCCCAUCGACCAUCCCUCCUGCUCAAAGCAGCACGCAGUCUUCCAGUACCGGCUCGUGGAGUACACUCGUGCUGACGGCACAGUUGGUCGGAGGGUGAAACCCUACAUCAUUGACCUGGGCUCAGGCAACGGAACCUUCCUGAACAACAAGCGUAUUGAGCCACAGAGAUACUAUGAACUGAAAGAAAAAGACGUCCUUAAAUUUGGGUUCAGUAGCAGAGAAUACGUCUUGCUCCAUGAGUCUUCAGACACGUCUGAACUAGACAGGAAGGAAGAUGAAGAUGACGAGGAGGAGGAAAUGGUGUCUGACAGCUAGCAGCUGAGAAGCACUCCUCUCCUCCCCAUUAGAAACUGUUCCUCCUGGAGGCCAUGGGGUUGACUCUCCAGCGCCUCUUCUUGCCUUAAGUCUUUGCUCUGUUGCUGCCCAGCUUGUGUUGCAGUAUGAGAACUCACUUCGUGUUUUUGUUGAACCUGGCACAUCAGCCGCCUGCCUGUGGGCGCUUGUUUCACAACAGUCUCACCAAUUACAGCAUGUCGAGUUUUGAGCAAAGUGUGUGGCUGUAGUGGGUGCCUUCAGAACUGCUGCACAGGAAACUGAAGCCCUUGGGAAGGGGAUUAUGGCUUGUUCUCUUUGUACAGUUUCUUAUUUAUAUAGUUGUUGAGCUUUGUGAACCAGGAAUUUCGUUUUGGUGACAAACCCUAGAGCAGAGACUCUCAGUAAACUUUGGUUGUCACCAAAACAACCUCCAGCAUAUACCACAGCUUUGACCUGCGUCAGCUCUUGAGUCACAGAAGUUGAUUUUGCACUUCGUCUUUUGGGGGUGACAAUUUACCACAUGACCUCAUUAUUGACUGCCUAAACAGACACUCACGCCGACUGUGUCCGGAGGUCAUGGCUCCUACCAAUAGGUGCUGGUGACAUACCAUGCACUGGGUUGUGGAGCUGCGUCUUCUGAUUUCCCCAUGAGGCACAGACCUAACAGUUGGGAUCACCUGGUCUUUUCUUCAGCUUGGCAUUUUUAUUCAGAUGUUACCUCUCUCUUCUCCCUUUGAGAAACACACUCAUGUUGACUUUGUAGCAGGGGCCCUGCUGUGGCCUAAGGUUGUGUGUAUGUGUCUAAAGGAGGUUGUGUGGCUUCCACAUUAUUGUUUCAGCUUUGACCAUGGGUUUGUAUUUACUUCCCAAAGAUGGAAAGCAAGAGGCAGCCCAGCUUUUGAACUUCCCACCUGGGGUCUGUGUAAGUAGAAAGGAAUUCAUUACUUACACUGUGUGUGCUUGUAAAAUGGUGUGUUUCGGGAGUAUGUGCUGAUUUUCAUAUGACAGUGUUUUGUGAUAGAAAUAAUAACACAUGGUAGGCAAAGGCCUGUCUGCAUUUGGAGAACAGGUUUUCAUUUAUAUGUAUUUUUGAGAUAAAAAAAUAAAAUUUGUAAAUACA